AUGGAUGAAAGUAGUGCUAAUGCUAGUGGAGGUGGAAGGGGGAGAAACAAGCGGUUUUGGACUGCUAAAGAAGAUAGGGUUCUUGUAUCAGCAUUAUCAGACCUAGCUGUUGACCCUCACUGGAGGUGUGACAAUGGGUUUAGAAGUGGUUACAUGGUUCGAUUGGAGGAGGUUAUCGGUAACGUUGUACCUGGAUGUGGUUUGAAGGCUUCACCACACAUAGAUUCUCGACUGAAGACACUUGUAGCCAAGUUUAGAGCUAUUUCUCAAAUGUUAAACACGAGCGGAUUUGUUUGGGAUGAUGAAAGAAAAAUGGUUUCUAUUGAAAGAGCUGUUUAUGACGAGUACUGUAAGAGUCAUCCAAGUUGCAAAAAUUUAUAUGGAGUUUCCUUUCCGCACUUUCAAGAACUGCAGAAUAUAUAUGACAAAGACUAUGCUACUGGUAAACCAUCUGAAGGUUAUGUUGAAGCAAUUAACCAUUUGGAAAAAGUUGCCCCUUCGCAGGUUAUACUUGAUUCAAGUGAUGAUGAGGGACCCCGUGAUUCUGGCACUGUUAAUUCUCCUCCCUCAAAAAAAAUCAAGACUGAAAAAACUGCAAAAAAAAGGAGAAAAAGUGAUGGUGCUGGUAGUUCGAACGAGUUGGCUAGCUUACAAACAUUCAUGAAAGAUAUGAAUGUUCAUCUUUCCACUAUGGCUAAUGUAAUGGCGAGAACUAAUGAACGUGAAAAAGAUACAUAUGAAAGAGAGAAAAAAUUAGUGCAGCAGAGUGAACAAGUGCUAGAAGAACUACUCUCUCUCAAUUUAGAGGGUGUCACUCCUAAACAAGUGUUUGAAGUUGCCGAACAUCUAGCUUCGAAACCACACAAGCUUAUGAUAUUUUCAAAGUGUCCAGACGCUUUGAAAAGUAGUUAUGUUAAGAGUCUUAUUAGGGAAAACGAUGAUGCUUAA
This is a messenger RNA of Chenopodium quinoa (quinoa), 948 nucleotides long. RefSeq lists its product as uncharacterized. Lineage: Eukaryota; Viridiplantae; Streptophyta; Magnoliopsida; Caryophyllales; Amaranthaceae. The transcript is spliced from 2 exons. The coding region runs from base 1 to 948 and encodes 315 amino acids. The record is from RefSeq and is a predicted model, not a curated record.